UGCCCUUCCUUUCCUCCCGCUCCAGGAAGGCCGAGUCGCAGGCGGCGCCCGGCAAGCCGUUCGUCCAGCACGCGGAGGCGCCGGGGCCUCGGGGCGGUGGCGCCCUGGGAGAGGACGCCGGGGAGGACGCGUGGGCCUGCGGCGCAGCGGGGAUCGUAAGGAAACAAAGGAGCAGCCACAACAAACGGGGGAGGAGAAAUGGUGCCAACGGUAGCCCCGGCCAGUGGAUGUCCGGCAUCCCUCAGGAGAACUUCUCUCUUUGGAACUUGGACUCCGAAAUACCUGUUCCUGAAAAUAAAAACUUCCAACCCAGAGGGGAUGGUGCGGCAGGUGGCAGAAUUAGCAAGAAUCACUUGGAGUUUCCGGUAGAGCAACUUAUGCUAGAACUGAAUUUGUCAGAGCAUGCUCAGAAAAGAACACAGAAUUGUAAACAAGGGGUGUUUCGGUUGUGGAGUUACCCUCUUCAUGAAGGAAGCACCAUGGAGAACAGGGAGUUCAGAGCCUCGGCCGUGGAAGCUGGCUCACGUGGAAGCAGUAAUCCCAUAAGUCUCUUCCCUUUGAACCACUCCUUACCGAGUGCUUCGGCUGAGAAGCACCUGGAGUCUGUCCCUGGCCCCCCGAUGCCGUGGGACCUCUGCUGGCCCUACGCAGACGGAGACUUCCUGAAGGACACAGACGAGCUCCACAGUAGUUCACGCUCGGCUGUGGAGUGCAAGAGUGCCAGAACUUUCCCUGCUCCGCCCUGGACUUUGAGAUGUGGAAACAGCAGUGUGGAAGAAAACCUAACCGAUGAAAGCGACGUAUCAGAAACUGAGAAAACGAAUGAUACUCUACUCAGCUAUUUUAAAAAGAUGGACUCAAAACUAAAGCCAGAAACAAUAGAAAACAUUGAAGACUCGUUCCCCGAGGAACCCGACGAGGCCUUCGCCUACCCCGACUUCCUCCCUGCCCCUUUCCAUGCGCUGGACUUGCACAAGCUGGCGCUCUCCAAGUCUGAAAGCUGGAGAGCAGCAGCGGACCCUGUGGAGAGCGCCAUCGAACCUCUGAUCACGCGCUUACUGGAACUCGAGAGGCUGCAGCACGCAACCAUACAGAAGGAGAAGCUCAGGUUGCAGCCUGCUGUCUGUGCACCGACAGCUCCCGAGCAGCCCUCUGCAGCCAAGGCUACGCCGAGAGCCAAGCAGCCCAAAGCAGCUGACCCUCUCAGUUCUCAGACGUCUUGGGCAGAGAAAAGCCGAGAAAAAAGGAAGAACAACUCUGGUUCUUACAAGCUCGAACAGAAUGCUUCCAAAUGGAAUUGGAGCAGUUCUGGCAAAUGUAAAUGGGAUUCGAGACCCACCUCCCUGAAAAGCUCGUCCACUGUGAGACAGCUGACUGCGUGUGAUGACCCUAAGAAUCUCAGAGGUUCCCUUUUAAAUCCAGGCCAAGAACUCGCCGCUAAACCCACGCUUGCACAAACAACUCACUCCCUGGUUACAAUGGUCUCCACAAGAUCCCCACCACCAAGGUCUCCAAUGCCAGUAUCACCUGUACCUCUGACUUUCCCCGAAAAUCCGAGGGAAGAAAUCGAGGCACCAAGGACUAAAAAAAAUCUCCACCGAAAAAAUAUAGCAUUGAAUAGACCAUACUAUAUUCAGAAGCUCAACUGUCUGUCCACGUCAUUUAUAGCUCAGAAUAAGUGCUCACCCAUUGACCAAAAAUAACCUAUUCCGC
Molecule: messenger RNA, 1713 nt
Organism: Ochotona princeps (American pika)
Lineage: Eukaryota; Metazoa; Chordata; Mammalia; Lagomorpha; Ochotonidae
Gene: FAM217A
Product: family with sequence similarity 217 member A
Exons: 7
Coding region: 228-1703 (491 amino acids)
Source: RefSeq, a predicted model, not a curated record